Messenger RNA from Trichoderma atroviride IMI 206040, 627 nucleotides. RefSeq lists its product as uncharacterized. Gene Ontology annotation, biological process: DNA-templated DNA replication; DNA synthesis involved in DNA repair. Gene Ontology annotation, molecular function: DNA-directed DNA polymerase activity. Gene Ontology annotation, cellular component: delta DNA polymerase complex. The record is from RefSeq and is a predicted model, not a curated record. NCBI's taxonomy places the organism in Eukaryota, Fungi, Ascomycota, Sordariomycetes, Hypocreales, Hypocreaceae.
AUGCCUACAACAAGACGAUCGGCGGCCAGCGCCCGGGGCCGCCCUGGUCCUGCCAAGGGACAGUCGACAAUCAGCUUCUCGGGCAAGGUUACAAAGGCCGUGCCCAAGGAUUUGAAGAAGGCGGCAGUAGAUGCGCCUACGAUUGCUAGAACUACCAUCCCCGAGCGGCCAGCGGCCAAAGACGAAGUUCGCAAAGAAGAAGAGGAAGCCGUUAAUGUCGCUGCAGAAGAACCAAAGGUUGUUGAACCAGAGCAAGAGGAGGAAGUGGAAGAGAUUGUUGAACAAGUUGCAGAGAAAUCAGAGGCCGAGUUGAAAGCUGAAAAGAUUACUGAUACCCAGAUCAAAUCAUACUGGAAAGGGAUUGAGAAGCAGCGCAAGGCACCUCGAGUCCACCAGCAAGAUCUCGACUUGGGCGAGAAAGUGCUUAGAUACUUUGACGUGAGCUCGCAGUACGGACCUUGUAUUGGAACGACUCGCUUGAAGAGGUGGCAGCGGGCUGAGCGACUGGGUCUGAAUCCUCCGAUUGAAGUUUUGGCAGUGCUUGUAAAAGAGGAAAAUAGGAACAACGAUGAGGUGGAAACCGCCCACAUGGAUCGGAUAAUGAAUGCUACGGCCCUGUUCACAUAG